AUGUCUCCCUUCGGCUGGCCUUCAGAUCGGCCCAUCGGACCCACCUCCGACCUCACCUCUUCCCGCCGUCACAGCAAUCAAUUCUCGAACACCACAUUCGCUCCAGAUCUCGGAAUUCUUGAUCGCUAUUGGAUCUUCGAGCACUUGAGUUCUUUGAACGACAACACCGAGCCUGUGCUCAACGAGAAUGCCUUGACGCAGAUCACCCUUGACGUCGCCCGCCAGCUAAGCGGCCUCGUCGGCAGGCCCGUCGACGAAGCAUAUGACGAGGCGCAACCUGUACUUCUGGAGAGCCUCUUUCUUGCGAAGCACGGCUCACUCCAGAACUCAACGGUGAACAUGUCCACACCUCUCCUAGGCCAGUUUCUGGUCGCGAUCAACGGCUUCAUCGACGUCCGGAACGAGAAUGGUCUGGCCGAAUACCUCGUCCUUGAGCCGCCGUUCGGUGAUCACUACAUGCGUAUGAUCGAAGAGCUGAAGAGCGCAUACCCAAGAGGCAGCGAAAAUGCAUUGGAAGAGAAGUGCAGCCAGAACCUCAAAGCCGCAAGAGAAGGAGCAGAGGACCAACCAUGGACACCCUUCAUCAAGUUCAUGGUGCAGUAUUUGGGAUAUCUGAGGGACGUGGAUGCGGACCCGAAUAAGUACUUGCAGACGUACGAGCUGCUGAGCGAGCUGCAAGUCCGUGCUAACAGCGCGCUUGCGCAUGGAGUACUGGGAUAUCUGAUACUGAGGAUUGUGGUGGCGAACGCAAAGCUGGUGUGUCGGCUGGCGAUCGGACUGGACAAGCAACCGGAACUCAUACGGAAUCUCAAGAGCGCGGGUGGGCAGCAAGGCGGUGGUGAGGAUGAUGAUUCACAAGAGACGCUGCCAGAGCGAGCGGCCAAUAUCCUGAGAAGAUCUUUCGUGACGUGCCUUAAUGAUAGAAGCCAGGUCAAGGAUGGCAAGCCGGGAGGCAGGAAGAAGGGCAUUUACAUCAUCGCCAAUCUGUGCUUGAAGAUUCUCUUUCAGUGCCGGAAGACGAGGAACGCCACGCAAAUCUUCGAGAACAUCUACAACCUCUCGCCUCCGCUCAACGCAUACCCAAAGCGCGAACGGGUCACCUACCUAUACUACCUCGGACGCUUCCUCUUCCAGAACAGCCACUUCUACCGCGCUCAGCAGGCGCUCCAGCAUGCUUACGACGAAUCACCAUCACGGCAGGAAUGCGUGAGGCAGCGACGGCACAUCCUUGUCUACCUCAUCGCCUCGAACACUAUUCUUGGUCGCUUUCCGUCAGAAGCCUUGCUCUCCCGACCCGAGGCCCAGGGUUUGGCAGACCGCUUCCUUCCCAUCUGCUUCGCAAUCCGCAAAGGCGAUCUUGCCUCCUUCCGCCAGCACCUCGACUUCGACAGUCCACACGCAGACUGGUUCUUGCACUUCCGCAUCCUGCUUCAGCUCCGCAACCGCUGCGAAGUCCUCGUUUGGCGAUCACUAGUCCGCAAAACCUGGAUCCUCAACGGCACCCGCCCGACCGACGCAAGCAGCAAAGUGGCGCCCACAGUCAAUAUUCACGACCUCGUCGCCGCGUUUACCUUCCUCGAGAACCGCUCUACUUCUCAACCGGACAACUACACCGACCCAGACUUCGCAGGCAUCACCUACGACAACCCCGACGACCCUUCCGUCGACGGCUCAUCCCACUACGACACCACCUCCAUGGAAUCCAUCCUCUCCUCGCUCAUCGACCAAGGCUUGCUCGGCGGUUACUUCUCGCAUCGACUGAUGAAAUUUGCCAUCACGGGCGCGGCGAAGAAGGGCAGUGCGUUGGCGGCGGGGUUCCCGCAGCCUUGGGGUGUCUUGCAGGCGAGGGCGGAGAGGGAGGAUGGGGAGGUGCCGGGGUGGAAGAAGGAGGUUAAGAUGGGGACGGGAGGGGCGAUGAGGCCGGGGCCGGGGAUGGUGUUGAAUUUGAGUGGGGCAAGGCCUGUUGGGGUGGCUGGCCUGCUGCAGGAGCUGCCUGGACUCUACAACGCACUCGAGGUUCUGAAUUUGCACCAUCGCUUCUGCGACUCUUCACACGAACAAGUCUCCGGUGGCGCGAUCAUCAUGGAGUCCAAUGCGCCGGACGUCCGUAGCAUAAGCCGCGCACACCAGGCCGACAGCGCAUCCGCACCCGCAGACUCAGUCGUCCUCGCGCCGUUGCCAACCACGUCCGAUGCCGACCCCUCAGCAGCACAUCCGCCACUCGCACCUGAGCAUGACCAAACGACCGCCGAACGCUCCGCAGGACAACGACUCUCCGAUACUGUCGAGCUCCUCGAGAUGAUACUGUUUGGACUGCCAAUGAAAGACCUGCUCUUCUCUCAGAAGGUGUGCAAGCAGUGGAACGAAGUCAUUGAAUCGUCGACCAAGCUACAGCAAGCGCUUUUCUUCAAAGCACCCCCAGGUGACCAAAUCGGCGACCAGCUCGAGGACUCCGAGGGUCCGUUUUCCGUCAAUCCGCUCGUUUGUACCAUGCUUCGAUCCUGGGGUCGCACCUCCUAUCCGCUCACUCGGUCUACUCCACGCAGCUUCCUUCUACCUCACGAGUGGAGGGAGGUGGAUAGUUCCUGGAGAAAGAUGGACGUGACCUCGCCACCAACCUGCGUUACGAUCAAGAUGGGUAUCCGCGCGGCAUGCGGCCACGGCUACGACAUCCGCGAGCAAGUCACGAAGGACCUUCUCACUGGUUGGCAUGCAAGCUUUGUUUAUGAUCAUAAUUACUCUCCUUACGGAUCCAUCUCGAAAUCGAUGACAAUCGACACAUCCCGCAUGGGCGAUGUGUACGAAGUCAUGCAAGAGGAACUGGAUGUCGUGGCAGCAAUGCCACCAAAUCCAGAUCUCCUUCUCACCCACUACCACCUCGAAGUAGAGCUGACCGGCGUGCGGGAUUUUUGA
Molecule: messenger RNA, 2913 nt
Organism: Saxophila tyrrhenica
Lineage: Eukaryota; Fungi; Ascomycota; Dothideomycetes; Mycosphaerellales; Extremaceae
Exons: 3
Coding region: 1-2913 (970 amino acids)
Biological process (GO): poly(A)+ mRNA export from nucleus
Molecular function (GO): RNA binding; protein binding; double-stranded DNA binding
Source: RefSeq, a predicted model, not a curated record